Caretta caretta (loggerhead turtle) is the source of this 10695-nucleotide messenger RNA. RefSeq lists its product as uncharacterized. Gene Ontology annotation, cellular component: nucleus. Gene Ontology annotation, biological process: regulation of transcription by RNA polymerase II. The record is from RefSeq and is a predicted model, not a curated record. NCBI's taxonomy places the organism in Eukaryota, Metazoa, Chordata, Testudines, Cheloniidae. Gene Ontology annotation, molecular function: RNA polymerase II cis-regulatory region sequence-specific DNA binding; DNA-binding transcription activator activity, RNA polymerase II-specific.
CUUCCGGCAAGGGCGGCGGCCAAACGCCCCCUGAUGUGGGGUGGGAGGGGAGAGCCCAGCUGCCAGGCCGGAUCAGCGACUCCCCAGCGGGGUGUGUGCGGGGAGAGCCCUUCCCCAGCGCCCCUCGGGGCCCAGCCGCGGGACUUUCUCCGGGGGCUGGAACCAGCCCCGGGCUCUGCCGACACCAGCCCCUGAGCCGAAGCCUGCAGCAGGUGAGAGGAUGGUGAGUGAGAACAAGAAGGAGAAUCAUCAACUGGAAGGUCCUGAGCAUGUGGAAACAGGUGAGAUGGUAUCAGGAAGAUCUGAAGGGGAUGUUUCUCAGUGUGCUGAACAGGGAGAAGCCCAUGAAAGUCAGUGCAAGCCAGAGAGGCAUCAGAGAAACCAUGCAAAGGAGAACCAGUGUAAAUCCACUCACAGGAGUCGAGUGGUCAAGAAAAUCAAAGAAACUGUUCAACAGAGAAUCCCCAGUGGAGAUAGACCCCAUACAUGCAGUUUCUGUGGGAAAAGCUUCUGCUGGAGAUCAGCCUUUAUUAGUCACCAGAGAACCCACACAGGAAACAGACCCUAUAAAUGCAAGGAGUGUGGGAGAAGCUUUAGUCAGAGCUCAACUCUCACUAUUCACCAGAGAAUCCACACUGGGGAGAGACCCUACAGAUGCAACGAGUGUGGGAAAAGCUUUAGUCGGAGUGGAAACCUUCUAGCACAUCAGAGAAUCCAUACUGGGGAUAGACCCUACAGAUGCAAUGAGUGUGGGAAAAGCUUUAGUCAGAAUGCAUACCUUCUAUCACAUCAGAGAACCCACAUGAAGGAGAAACCCUACAUAUGCAAUGAAUGUGGGAAAAGCUUUAGUCAUAGCUCACAACUUCUAUUGCACCAGAGAAUCCACACGGGGGAGAGACCCUACAUAUGCACUGAAUGUGGGAAAAGCUUUAGUCUGAGCUCACACCUUCUAUCGCAUCAGAGAAUCCACACGGGGGAGAGACCCUACAGAUGCAACGAGUGUGGGAAAAGCUUUAGUCGGAGUGGAAACCUUCUAUCACAUCAGAGAACCCACACGGGGGAGAGACCUUUCAAAUGCCCAACAUGUGGGGAAAGCUUUGUUCAGCUCUUGAAACUUGUUAGACACCAGAGAAUCCACACUGGAGAGAAACCCUAUAAGUGUAAUGAGUGCGGGAAGAACUUCAGUGACAGAUCCCACUUUAAUAAACAUCAGAGAGUCCACACAGGAGAGAAGCCCUUUAAGUGCCCUGAGUGUGGGAAAAGCUUUGGUUCAAGCUCAGAUCUUAUUAUACACCAGAGAAUUCACACAGGGGAGAAACCCUAUAAAUGCAUUGAGUGUGAGAGAAGCUUUGGUCGAAGCUCAGACCUCACUAGACAUCAGAGAAAACACACAGGAGAGAAGCCCUACAAAUGCCCCAAUUGUGGGAAAAGCUUCAGUGACAGCUCUGCCCUCACUAAACACCGGAGAAUCCACAGAGGGGAGAGACCCUACAGAUGCAAAGAGUGUGGGAAAAGCUUUCGUCACAUCUCAAACCUUCUAUUACAUCACAGAACCCACACAGGAGAGAGACCGUAUAAUUGUCCUGACUGUGGGAAAAGCUUCAGUCGAAGCUCAAAUGUUAUUACUCACCAGAGAAUACACACAGGGGAGAAACCCUUUAAAUGCCCCGAAUGUGGGAAAAACUUCAGUACACGUUCAGCCCUUACUGCACAUCAGAGAAUCCAUAGCAGAGUGAGACCAUUAUCAAUGUCUUGACUGUGGGAAAAGUUUCGGUAACAGCUUAGCUCCUAUAAUCUCCAGGGAACCCACACAGGGAGAAAUGCUACAAAUACAGUAAGUACAGGAAAAGUUUUAGUUGAACCUCACACAUUCUAUCACAUCAGAGAACCCACAUUGGAAAAAAACCCUAUAACUGCCCUGACUAUGGGCUAAACUUCAAUUGGAGAUAAACUGGUAUUAAGCAUUACAGAAUCCACACUGGAGACAGCCUGUAAAUGCUUUGAAUAUCAGGACCAGGCGAGGCUGGAGUGGCCAUGCAAUAAGGACGAACAAUAGUUGUUAAAACAGAGAUUGAAAUCCCCUUUCUAGAAGAGAGCCCUGUAGGAAAAGAGGCUGGGAUAAGAUUCCCAUGCUGUGAUGGGAUUUGUUUAUUACGUCUCAAGAAGUUCUGGACAUCCUCUCUUCAGCUCCUAAAUUUAUUUGGUGCUAGAAAGCUCUCUGAUAUUCUGUGACUUCUCAUUUAUUCGUCAUAGUUUUUUAGACGUGGAUCCACCAAGGGACUUAAGUGUUACAAUGCUGAGUGUUGUGAUACCACACUUCUAGACAAUCACAGAAACAACACUGGGAUCCACAAAGCCUAAGUUAGGCACCUGGGCUGUCUAUAAAAUGAAUGGGGAGAAAGAGACAUCUCAGAAUGUGAUUCACAAAACCAAGCAUGCUAGGUGGGGAGCCACCUAAGCUAGCCAAUGGGACAUGCUAAGGAGUCGGGGGUGUCUUGAGUCCUGCCCUUUUCUUGUACAUAGGUACCUAAGUCCAGGCUCCAGGGAAGCACCUGUCUCUUCUUGUGAUUCAUAAACUGGGGAUAAGUGCUCCUCUGCCGAUGGGGCCCCAUCCAGUUGGAGUGUUCCAAAGCCACCUAAUGCUACACAAAAUACCUGGGGUAUGGGAAAAGAGGACACGGACCUCUUUUAUACCCUUUAGCCCAGUAGUUGAGGUACGCACCCAGGAGGUUCAAGUCUCCUCUAUGCUGUUCAAAUCCCUUCACCUCCCCAAGUAAUCUGCCACCUCCCAAGUGAGUGCCCUAGCCACGAGAUAUUCAGAGGUGGAGGUAUUCCUCAAUCUCCUUUGUUGAACCUGGUCCACUGUAUAAAAGUAUUCAGCUAAGAGGUGGCAGAUUCUAUGCUAAUGAAGGAUUCCAAGAAAAGGAUGGAAAGGAAUUUCUUGUGAUGCCCAAAUGCACCUGCUGGAUGGACAGAAACUUGCUAUGACAGUUUGACCUGUCCAGUUAAUGAAUGACCACCUGCAAUAAAAGAAAAUGCCUCUCCAAAACGGACAAUGGAAACUUGCCUAAUAUGUCCUUUGGGGUAGAUUGAGUCCCCCCAUUACAACCGCAUGGAGUGAUAAUGCAUAAAAAAGGAUUGUCUAGCCCAAAACCUAAAUUCCCUGUAAGCUGUGUGGCAACAUGGCCGCGCAGAACCCUAUUUAGCGCUGCGCAAAUGCUUAGGGUACCCCCUCCCCCUCCGCCCCAACUCACCCUGCAGCCUGGAUUUGCCGUGGCCCAGAUCCAGGGAUGGCCAGAUUGGGCCCAGGCACAGCCAGAGCAGCCCGGACCCAGGAGCGGCCCGGGUGGCCCUCCCCCAGCUCAGACUUGCUGGGGCCGGGGGAGGGGCAGCUAUCCUGCAGCACCAGCCCCAGAGCUCCCGUGGUGGGGACAGGUGCCUCCUCCCCCUAAGCCCAGGUGCUGCUGUGGGGAGAGAGCGCUGGGGGGAGUCCUUUUUCCCCACUGUAGCCCUGGAGCACCCUCUUGCACCCCAAAAGCCUCAUCCCUGGCCCCACCCCAGAGCCUGCACCCCAGCUGGAGCCCUCACCCCCUGCAUCCAAUCUUCUGCCCCAGCCCUGAGCCCCUCAUCCUCAGCCCCAUACCAGAACCCGCACCGCCAGCCAGAGCCCUCACAGCCCUGCACCCCAACCCUGAGCCCCCUCCCACAAGAAUUCCUCAGCCCCACCCCAUCACAUGAAUUUUGUUAUGUGCACCAAUAUGAAGGUGACGUGUCACACAUCACCUCCAUAUUGGUGCACAUAACAAAAUUCAUUCCACACAUGUGUGGAAAAAUUAGAGGGAGCACUGCAAAAACCUCUGUCCUGCAAAAUCUACCUCCAGCAGAUUGUGAUCAGACUAUGAGCCCCUGAUUUAGAGAAAGCUGGGUCAUUCCACAUGAGAAGUGUUUGUUUAACUCUCCCUAAGAGCAACUUUCUUUGACUGAGAAACUCCAGAAUCCCAAUAAUAAGCAGCUUGGGGGAAAAGAUGUUUCCCAGAAGAAAAUCCUAAGCCAAGCUACAAAGAGGAAGACUUCACCCACAAAAAUAGAAGGGACUGAGAGGGUGAGCAGAGCCACUUCUUUAAAGAUCAGAAAAAAAUAGGAAAUCAGUGCCCAUUGCUAAAAUUCAACAGGUACUUUGUGUGCUUGGAAGAAAGAUAGACAUUAGUCUUGGAGCGUGUUUUCCUAGAAUACCUAAUCCACUGGAGUUCAGCUCUAUUCCAUAAAACCAGACUUUUGGACUGGUAGGAACUCUUACUUGGAAAAUACCAAAGUCAUAUAAACCUAUCAACUUCCAUCCAACUAUGAAAAAUAUCCCAAUUAAAAAUAGUAAAAAGGAAAUGAAUCAACUAGAAAUUGGAAAAAGAAAUAGAGCCUUAAAGUAGACUAAGGCUAUGUCUACACUGCGCAGCUUACAGCGGCACAGCUGUGCCACUAACGCCUUGCCACUGUAAGGCACCCAGUGUAGCUGCUGUUUGUUGGCAGGAGAGAGCUAAGAACACUCCCUCAACCGUCUUGAUUAACUUUAAUUUGAAUAUGUAGUGUUGUCAUAGCCAUGUGGGUCCCUGGAUCUUAGAGAGACAAGGUGGGUGAGAUAAUAGCUUUUACUGGGCCCACUUCUGUUGGUGAGAGAGACAAGCUUGAAAUCUUUCCCAACAAAAAAUAUUAUUUCAUCCACCUUGUCUCGUUAAAUUGAAUUACCGUUGGAUUAAUUAAACUGCUUUUCGAACUUUCACGCUUGUAAACUUGCCUAUUAACUCCACCAAAUCAGAGUUAAUCCUCUUGGCUCUGAACUGUUGUAUAAUAAUCACUUUGGGUGAUUCUUGUACCACAGCUUGCACAGGGUUCAUUAUAAUUAUUUUCCAGCUAAACACGUCUAAACAAUGCUGAAUUUUCAACUGUAAUAAUUAUAUAAUUGUGAAUUGUUAGCUUCACAAUGCUACCUUCAUAAGAUAGAAGAAAGAGAAAUAGUAAGAGUUUUACUAGAUUUUGUUAAAGUUGUCACUACUUUCACUUCUCGCAUCCUAUCCAAUUUAUCUAGUUUUGUCCAAAUUCAUUUUUAGUUUAAAAGUUUUAGUAGCAAGUUGAAUCUCCUUGUUGUAUACCAGUUAUUAUACUGAAUUUAUACUUGGUUAUCUGAUACUGUUUCUUUAAGUUUAACUGUUUAAUUCCAUCAAUAAUGCUUAGCUACUAGUUAAACUUAAUUAGGAUAAACAACCUCUGGAUUUUUUAGUAUCCCAAAUAAUUAAGUGCAUACCAUUGUGGUUAAUCCCCAUAGCUUUUUGAACUUUAUACUCAGUUUUAUAACACUAGUCCAUUUAAUACUUGCUUUCUAUUUUAGAAUGUCAUAUUUAAUUAAGAGGUUAUUUUAAGAAUAGGUAAAUUGCUUUACUUAUUUUAUUUACCAUUUUCAUCUGGUGUGUCUCAUUUGCAUAAUCCUUAUUGAUUUGAUUGUUUGUUGGUUUCUUCUGUCAUUUCUGAUUACUUAAAUAAAUUCUUCUUUAUUGAAAGCCACGUACAGUGGUUUAUUUUACAACAUUGUUUAGGAUGGGUGGAGAAGAAUCCUUAGUAAAUUUUUAUGUGGUUACUGCCUGAGUGCAGUCUCAUUAAUAACCAUAAUCAAUAAUUCCAUCUUUUGAUUUGGUGUUCCUGAGCUAGUCAGAUGAGAAAGCCAUUAAUUCAUAAUUCCAAUGAAUUACUGUGUAAUUCCAUCUAAUUAGUCGCCUGGGCAGCUGGCAGCUGCAGGGUCCCCCGCACCAGGUUGUCUGGGAUCUGCGAGGGCGGGGCUGGCUGGGAGCUCCAAUCCCAGGGCAGAAAAUGUCAUGGAGGUCAAUGGAAGUUACAGCUUCCAUGACCUCUGUGACAUAAUCGUAGCCUUGCUUAUGAACCAUUUUCCUGGACACUUGGAGGUCAGGAGAAAGGAGCUGUUGGGCUAGGCCCUACAUAACUGCAGAUUUGCAGUGGAGUGGGCAUUUGGCAGACUGAAGGGAAGGAGGAGGAGCCUUCUGAGAAGGCUGGAGGCUGAUGAGCAAUGUCUGCCUCAUGUGAGAGGUACUUGCUGUGUUUUGCAGAACAUCCUUGAGAGUAUGGGGGAGAUUCUCACUGAUGGCUGGGAGGGAGAUGGGGAGGGCAGGGACUUUCUGUAUGCUAUGAAUAGCCAGAGAGAGGACUUCUACAAGGUGCCCCAAGUAGUCAGGGAGAUAAUGUGCUCAGAUGUCAGAAGGUAGUGGUAGAAAAUGAAUGACCCAUAACCAAGGAAAUGAAUGCAGGGUGUUUGUGUUAGGAUUUUAUUAAUAAUUGACAUUAUUUGGGAAGAAGCUGUACCCAAGUGACAUUUUUCAGCUGAGUUAUACAUGGUAAAAUCCCUAUUGAUUUAACAUAACACAGGGCACAUUUCAAACCAGUGGACCUGUGGCACAACACGCCCAAAGUGCUGCAUGCCCACACGGCUGUGCUGGUGGGCUUACAAAAAUGAGUAGGUGGAAACUGUUCUCCCUGUCUUGGUGGGUGAAAUGGGGUGGGCAGGACCUGCCAUUUAGGUUAGAGAAAGGGACUCCCAGUAUCCUGUGUUCCCUACAGGCUGCAGGAAAUGACUAGGCUGGGUUGCUCCCUAUGAACAUAGUGUCACAAUGUUCUCCAGCAGAGUUGUUCACCUCUGCAUUGUGACCAACAUCCUUUCCUGUGUGCACGGCCAGCCUUAGGGAAUAUAGCGCCCUUGGAAAACUUGUAUUUUGGCUGCCUGGCCCCUGCUCCCUCCCCAUUGCCUCCCCUGCCCAUUGCCCCGGCCCCCACUGCCUCCCGCCCCAUUGGCCCAAGUUCUCUUCCAUGACCUCGCACUCUAAUUCCGCCCCACUUCUUGCCUUUUGACCAUGGCACCCCCCCGAGCAUGUCAUUCACCCAUAGGGCCGGCCCUGCUCUGCAGUGACUCACAUCUGGAUGCCACAGUGAUGGGCAUCCUAGGAAACCCCAUAGCAGUCACUUUGUCCUCCCCAGCCAGUGCUACAGGGACCCCCUCAUCUGCUCAUUGAGCAGGACAGACAAGAUAAUGUAUGUCAGGGUUCCCUCCCCACUCUGAACUCUGGGGUACAGAUGUGGGGACCUGCACCCCCUAAGCUUAUAUUCCACCAGCUCAGGUUAAAAACUUCCCCAAGGCACAAAUUCCUUUCCUUGUCCUUGGAUGGUAUUGCUGCCACCACCAAGUGAUUUAAACAAACAUUCAGGGAGCGGCCACUUGAAGUCCUAUCCCCCCCCCCAAAAAAAAUAUCCCCCAAAGACCCUUCACCCUGUUUUCUGGGGGCAGGAGCUUGAGAAUAAUAUAUCAACCAAUAGGUUAACAAAGUGAGCACAGACCAAAUCCCUGGUUUUUAGGACACUGAAAAUCAAUCAGGUUCUUAAAAGAAGAAUUUUAUUUAAAAAAAAAAAGUAAAAGAAUCACACCUGCAAAAUCAGGAUGGAAGAUAACUUUACAGGAUAAAUAAAAAGAUUUAAAACACAGAGGAUUCCCCUCUGACUCUGCUUUCCAGUUAAAGAACAGGAAUAAAAUUGCCACUUAGCACAGGGAAAAUUCACAGGCUAAAACAAAAGAUAAUCGAACACAUUUCCUUCCUAUUACUUACAAUUUCUGUAAUUUUAGAUGUAUCAUUUCAGGAUCUUUUUAGGAGCUGGGUUACCUGCUUGGUCUCUCUCUUGGUCCCGAGAGGGAACCAACAAAGAGAACACAAACAAAACCUUCCCCCAGAUUUGAAAGUAUCUUCUUUCUCCAUUGGUCCUUCUGGUCAGGUGCCAGCUAGGUUAAUUGAACUGAUUAACCCCUUACAAGUAAGUGAUUCUGUAACUCUGGCCAGGAGGGAUUUUAUGUUACUGCAUACAUAAAGGUUGUUACCUUUCCCUUUAUAUUUAUGACAAUGUAGUAGGCAGUCUGCCCUCACUGACAGGGUGAGCGGGCUCUGGGGCAGAGUUCAUAGAAUCAUAGAAUAUCAGGGUUGGAAGGGACCUCAGGAGGUCAUCUUGUCCAACCCCCUGCUCAAAGCAGGACCAAUCCCCAACUAAAUCAUCCCAGCCAGGGCUUUGUCAAGCCUGACCUUAAAAACUUCUAAGGAAGGAGAUUCCACCACCUCCCUAGGUAACGCAUUCCAGUGUUUCACCACCCUCCUAGUGAAAAAGUUUUUCCUAAUAUCCAACCUAAACCUCCCCCACUGCAACUUGAGACCAUUACUCCUUGUUCUGUCAUCAGCUACCACUGAGAACAGUCUAGAUCCAUCCUCUUUGGAACCCCCUUUCAGGUAGUUGAAAGCAGCUAUCAAAUCUCCCCUCAUUCUUCUCUUCCGCAGACUAAACAAUCCCAGUUCCCUCAGCCUCUCCUCAUAAGUCAUGUGUUCCAGUCCCCUAAUCAUUUUUGUUGCCCUCCGCUGGACUCUUUCCAAUUUUUCCACAUCCUUCUUGUAGUGUGGGGCCCUAAACUGGACACAGUAUUCCAGAUGAGGCCUCACCAAUGUCGAAUAGAGGGGAACGAUCACGUCUCUCUAUCUGCUGGCAAUGCCCCUACCUAUACAUCCCAAAAUGCCAUUGGCCUUCUUGGCAACAAGCGCACAGUGUUGACUCAUAUCCAGCUUCUCGUCCACUGUAACCCCUAGGUCCUUUUCUGCAGAACUGCUGCCGAGCCAUUCGGUCCCUAGUCUGUAGCGGUGCAUGGGAUUCUUCCGUCCUAAGUGCAGGACUCUGCACUUGUCCUUGUUGAAUCUCAUCAGAUUUCUUUUGGCCCAAUCCUCUAAUUUGUCUAGGUCCCUCAGUAUCCGAUCCCUUCCCUCCAGCGUAUCUACCUCUCCUCCCAGUUUAGUGUCAUCUGCAAACUUGCUGAGGAUGCAAUCCACACCAUCCUCCAGAUCAUUUCUGAAGAUAUUAAACAAAACCAGCCCGAGGCCCAACCCUUGGGGCACUCCACUUGAUACCGGCUGCCAACUAGACAUGGAACCAUUGAUCACUACCCGUUGAGCCUGACAAUCUAGUCAACUUUCUAUUCACCUUAUAGUUCAUCCAUCCAGCCCAUAUUUCUUUAACUUACUGGCAAGAAUACUGUGGGAGACGGUGUCAAAAGCUUUGCUAAAGUCAAGGAACAACACAUCCACCGCGUUCCCCUCAUCCACAGAGACAGUUAUCUCGUCAUAGAAGGCAAUUAGAUUAGUCAUGCAUGACUUGCCCUUGGUGAAUUCAAGCUGACUGUUCCUCAUCACUUUCCUCUCUUCUAAGUGCUUCAGAAUUGAUUCCUAGAGGACCUGCUCCAUGAUUUUUCCAGGGACUGAGGUGGGGCUGACUGGCCUGUAGUUCCCAGGAUCCUCCUUCUUCCCUUUUUUAAAGAUGGGCACUACAUUAGCCUUUUUCCAGUCAUCCGGGACUUCCCCCGAUCGCCAUGAGUUUUCAAAGAUAAUGGCCAAUAGCUCUGCAAUCACAUCCACCAACUCCUUUAGCACUCUUGGAUGCAGCGCAUCCGGCCCCAUGGACUUGUGCUCGUCCAGCUUUUCUAAAUAGUCCCGAACCACUUCUUUCUCCACAGAGGGCUGGUCACCUCCUCCCCAUGCUGUGCUGCCCAGUGCAGUAGUCUGGGAACUGACCUUGUUCGUGAAGACAGAGGCAAAAAAAGCAUUGAGUACAUUAGCUUUUUCCACAUCCUCUGUCACUAGGUUGCCUCCCUCAUUCAGUAAGGGGCCCACACUUUCCUUGGCUUUCUUCUUGUUGCCAACAUACCUGAAGAAACCCUUCUUGUUACUCUUAACAUCUCUUGCUAGCUUCAACUCCAGGUGUGAUUUGGCCUUCCUGAUUUCACUCCUGCAUCCCUGAGCAAUAUUUUUAUAUUCUUCCCUGGUCAUUUGUCCAAUCUUCCACUUCUUGUAAGCUUCUUUUUUGUGUUCAAGAUCAGCGAGGAUUUCACUGUUAAGCCAAGCUGGUCGCCUGCCAUAUUUACUAUUCUUUCUACACAGCGGGAUGGUUUGUCCCUGUAACCUCAAUAAGGAUUCUUUAAAAUACAGCCAGCUCUCCUGGACUCCUUUCCCCCUCAUGUUAUUCUCCCAGGGGAUCCUGCCCAUCAGUUCCCUGAGGGAAUCAAAGUCUGCUUUUCUGAAGUCCAGGGUCCGUAUUCUGCUGCUCUCCUUUCUUUCCUGUGUCAGUUGUACUUCUCUUGCACCUCCCAACCUCUCCCACUCAUCACGGCAUCCAGCUUCUCUGCCAGAGCACCAGAGGGUCAGCAGCCCAAGGGGAGGUGCAGUGACAGGAGGGCACCAGGGGGUUGUGGUGGCAGGGGAGCAUGGUGACCUGAGAGCCCCAGAAAGGGGAGAGGGAGCCAGAGGAGUACAGAUAAGAGUCUCAGAGGUGUGGGGAAUAAGGGGCAGGGUGGGGGGCUCCAGAAAGGCAGAUCUCUCCUACACCCCAAUACUGAGCAACCCUAAUAUUCAAGUGCCCCUCCCCAGUCCCAGGGAAGGUGGGUUAUUGGGGGAGGGGAGGUUAAAAUGCAAAUGGUCCAGCACACUGGAGGUAGCUAGGGUGGGUGGUGAGAGCUGAGGAGCAUGCAGAACUGGGAGGUCAGUGUGUGGCAUGCGGGAGGGGGACCUCAAAGACACGGAGAACACCCUGAGAACUGGGGAGAAUGGGAGGGGACCCUGAGAA